AUGGGAAGGUCAAAAGUGAUACCUGAUGCAGGAAACUAUGGGUAUGAAGAAAUCAGUAACUUCAUAGCCCUUGCCGGAAUUUCUGAUUUUGUGGAAGAAAGAAAAGCAUCUGAAUCAGAUACCGAAGACUCGUCCAGUGAUGAAGAAUCUGAGAUUGAUAUCUACGAAAGCUUUAAAGAAGUUCGUGAUGCUUUGGUUGAAACCGGGAAAGAGAAUCUCGAAUUGAAAAAGGAGAAUGCUCGUCUUGAAGAAAAGGUUGGAGAACUUCAGAAGGCACUUCAAGCGGAAAAAGAUCUCAACAUGGAUAAUCUCAAUAUCAUGUUGGAAAAGAUGGAAGCGGUUAAACGAGCAGAUGACAUCACCAAAGAGUACUUUUUGGAGAAGGAGAACUCCAGGAGUCUACAAGCUGAGUUAGAUCAACAUCGAAAGCAACUGAAGAUGUUGACUGGAACUAAGGAACUCGACAAGAUCCUGAGUCUUGGUCGUGUUGGGAAGUCAAAUCUUGGUCUGGGAUACUCAACAGGAAGUGGAUCAACCGGCAAGACAGUCACUUUCGUGUCUGGAGGAAUAGCUCAAGAUGUUGUUCAAGCAGAGACUAGAUCAUCCGCACAGAAACCUGAUCCCAUCCUAAGGAGUGAAAAUCGAGGAAAGACCACCAUGGGAUUAGGAUAUGAGGCUAAGAAAGUCAGUAAUGCUAGAGCAUCACAUCGCCACAGAGGACAUCAAGGGAAACAGUGCUAUUUUUGUGGAGUUGUGGGUCAUAUCAAGGCGUUCUGCAACAAGUUUUGUGCUAGAGUUGAUCACGCCUGGAGACAAGGACGCUACUACUGGAAUCAUGGACUGAACCAAGUCUUCAUCAGGAAGACUGAUCUUUACCAGAAUCCUGCUCGACGUACAGCACCAGGUGGUACAAGACAGCGAUUCUGCUCCAAUAUGGCACUAUUUGAAGAAAGCAAUGAGGUGGACAACACAGGAACGUGGUACUUCGACAGCGGUUGUUCCAGACAUAUGACUGGCAUGAAAGAAAAUCUGCAGGAUGUGAAGCAGUUAAAAGGAGGAAAGGUGACAUUUGGAUGUGGAACCAAAGGAACUAUUCAAGGCAAAGGACGAACAUCUGAGGAGCACCACAGCUUAUGA
This is a messenger RNA of Microthlaspi erraticum, 1137 nucleotides long. Lineage: Eukaryota; Viridiplantae; Streptophyta; Magnoliopsida; Brassicales; Brassicaceae. The record is from the annotation of a GenBank genome assembly.